GGUCAGGAUGAGACCUCAGCGUCCCAAGCCGACAUACUAUGGCGCACGUCCGAGGCCCGUGGCUACCUGGCUGCCUGGCCUUGGUUGCCCUGUUUAGCCUUGUGCACAGCCAGCAUGUGUUCCUGGAGCCUCAGCAAGCACUGUCGCUGCUCCAGCGGGUCCGACGUGCCAACAGUGGCUUCCUGGAGGAGGUGCGCAAGGGCAACCUGGAGCGAGAGUGCGUGGAGGAGCAGUGCAGCUACGAGGAGGCCAGGGAGGCCCUGGAGUCUUCCAGUGCCACGGAUGCAUUCUGGGCCAAGUACACAGCUUGUGAGUCGGUGAGGAAACCUCGGGAAAAGCUCGUGGAAUGUCUGGAAGGUAACUGCGCUGAAGGUCUGGGUAUGAACUACCGAGGGAAUGAGAGCUUCACCCGGUCAGGCAUCGAGUGCCAGCUAUGGAGGAGUCGCUACCCACAUAAGCCUGAAAUCAACUCCACCACCCACCCUGGGGCCGACCUGCAGGAGAAUUUUUGCCGCAACCCAGAUGGCAGCAGCACUGGGCCCUGGUGCUAUACUUCGGACCCCACCAUGCGGAGGGAGGAGUGCAGCAUCCCUGUCUGUGGCACAAAUGGCGUCACUGUGGAGCUGACCCCCCGCUCCGGAGGUGCCAGGGUGAAUGAGUCACCUACAGUGGAGCAGUGUGUCCUUGAGCGUGGCCGGCAUUACCAGGGAAGCCUGGCGGUGACCAUACACGGGUCCCCCUGUCUGGCCUGGGCCAGCAGUCAGGCUGAGGCCCUGAGCAAGGACCAGGACUUCAGCCCCGCAGUGCCACUGGUGAAGAAUUUCUGCCGCAACCCAGACGGGGACGAGGAGGGCGCCUGGUGCUACGUGGGCGGGAAGCCUGGUGACUUCGAGUACUGCGACCUCCACUAUUGUGAGGAGCCUCUAGACGAGACGGGCGACGGGUUGGCCGAGGACCCCGACGCAGCCAUCGAGGGGCGCGCCACCACUGAGGAGUUCCAACCCUUCUUCAAUGAGAAGACCUUCGGCUCCGGGGAGGCAGACUGUGGGCUGAGGCCUCUGUUCGAGAAGAAGUCACUGGAGGACAAUACGGAGCAGCAGCUUCUGGAGUCCUACAUAGGCGGGCGCAUCGUGGCGGGUUGGGACGCGGAGAUGGGCCUGGCGCCCUGGCAGGUGAUGAUUUUCCGGAAGAGUCCCCAGGAGCUGCUGUGUGGGGCCAGCCUUAUCAGUGACCGCUGGGUCCUCACUGCUGCCCACUGUGUCCUGUACCCGCCUUGGGACAAGAACUACACUGAGAAUGACCUUCUGGUGCGCAUUGGCAAGCAUUCCCGCACCAGGUAUGAGCGAGGCAUUGAAAAGAUCUCCAUGCUGGAAAAGAUCUACAUUCACCCCAGGUACAACUGGAGGGACAUGCUGGACCGUGACAUCGCCCUGCUGAAGCUCAAGAAGCCCAUCACCUUCAGCAGCUACAUCCACCCUGUGUGCCUACCCGACAAGCAGACAGCAAACAGAUUGCUCCAGGCUGGACACAAAGGGCGGGUGACCGGCUGGGGCAACCUGAGGGAGACGUGGACAGCCAAUCCUAGCGACUCGCAGCCGAGUGUCCUGCAGGUGGUGAACGUGCCCAUCGUGGAAACCUCUGUGUGCAAGGCCUCCACUCGGAUCCGCACCACUGACAACAUGUUCUGUGCCGGUUACAAGCCCGAUGAAGGCAAACGAGGGGAUGCUUGUGAAGGUGACAGUGGGGGACCUUUUGUCAUGAAGAGCCCCUUUAACAGCCGCUGGUAUCAAAUGGGCAUCGUCUCAUGGGGUGAAGGCUGUGACAGGGAUGGAAAAUAUGGCUUCUACACACAUGUGUUCCGCCUGAAGAAGUGGAUCAAGAAGGCCAUUGAUCGGUAUGGAGGUUAGGGGGCCACCUACAUUCUCGGCUCCUCACUGUGAAAUCACAGAAACCAAUCCAGUGGAAGAACUAUUUUUGUGGUUUGUUCCUAAAACUAUAGUUCUCAAUAAAAGUGACUCUAUCUACGA
This is a messenger RNA of Hipposideros armiger (great roundleaf bat), 2027 nucleotides long. It is a transcript of the gene F2, whose product is annotated as coagulation factor II, thrombin. The transcript has 14 exons. Gene Ontology annotation, molecular function: calcium ion binding; serine-type endopeptidase activity. Gene Ontology annotation, cellular component: extracellular region. Gene Ontology annotation, biological process: positive regulation of blood coagulation; platelet activation; blood coagulation. NCBI's taxonomy places the organism in Eukaryota, Metazoa, Chordata, Mammalia, Chiroptera, Hipposideridae. The record is from RefSeq and is a predicted model, not a curated record. The coding region runs from base 39 to 1907 and encodes 622 amino acids.